Aaosphaeria arxii CBS 175.79 is the source of this 300-nucleotide messenger RNA. RefSeq lists its product as uncharacterized. The transcript has 2 exons. The record is from RefSeq and is a predicted model, not a curated record. The coding region runs from base 1 to 300 and encodes 99 amino acids. Lineage: Eukaryota; Fungi; Ascomycota; Dothideomycetes; Pleosporales.
AUGCUAUCCACCCCACCAUCCUCCUCCCUCAUGAAAACACUUACCUCCCUCGUCCUCCUAACACUUCUAAUCACCCGCCCCGCCCUCGCAGAUUUGGACGGCUCCCACGGAAAGCGCUGCUGGGGCUACACGUCCGCGGUCAUCGCGCUGUCCGUGUGUCUGUUCUUCGUGACAGGCUUGUUUAUCUAUUUGCUAAGGAAGUACCGGAAGAUCACGAGGCCGAAGAAGGUGAAGGUGAAAGACGAGGAGAAGGGGAAGGCGGUAGGGCCUGGGCAGGAGUAUGUAGAUCGUGAGGGGUAG